This is a messenger RNA of Phodopus roborovskii (desert hamster), 5448 nucleotides long. RefSeq names its product SH2B adaptor protein 3 (gene Sh2b3). Lineage: Eukaryota; Metazoa; Chordata; Mammalia; Rodentia; Cricetidae. The coding region runs from base 445 to 2094 and encodes 549 amino acids. Gene Ontology annotation, cellular component: plasma membrane. The record is from RefSeq and is a predicted model, not a curated record. Gene Ontology annotation, biological process: intracellular signal transduction. Gene Ontology annotation, molecular function: transmembrane receptor protein tyrosine kinase adaptor activity. The transcript is spliced from 8 exons.
CGGCUGCCGCGCGCGGCUCGCCGCCGGUUCCUCUUUACAUAACGGCGCGGGGCGGCAUGGGCUCGGGCCGUCGUCUCCUCCCGGCCGCCCGUCCGCCUAGACUGUCACGGGCCACGGGGUCCACAGCAGCAGCGACCCGGGGGCGGCCCGGGGCCGCGUCCCCCGGCUGCUGUCAGGCGCUGGCGGCGGAAAUGAGGCGCUGGCCGUUUUCCGAGCCGGGGUUUCCUGCCUGAGCGCCGAGAGGCCGUGCGACGCCAUGGGCCGGCCGGGCCCCGACCCGCAGCUUGCGCGGUAAGCGCGGCCCGCCGAGCGCGUUGGAGGAACCGGGCGGCCGCCCGCGUCCCGCUUCUGUUUUCUGGCGUUUCCUCAUUCUGUUUCUCUUCCCCAAUCCCAGACCGCAGUGAUGUGGGCGCGGAGCUCGGCCGCCCCGCCUCGCUCUCCACCAUGAACGGGCCCACCGUGCAGCCCUCCCGCACGUCCUCGGCCCCCGCGUCGCCCGCCUCCCCGCGCGGCUGGAGCGACUUCUGUGAGCGGCACGCGGCGGCGGCGGCGCGGGAGCUGGCGCGUCAGUACUGGCUGUUCGCGCGCGCGCACCCACAGCCACCGCGCGCCGACCUGGUGUCGCUGCAGUUCGCCGAGCUUUUCCAGCGACACUUCUGCCGCGAAGUGCGCGAGGGCCUCGCGGGGCCGCCGGGCUGCGACUACCGCGCCACCGCCCCACACCACCGCCCCGCGCUGCCCAAAGCACGCAGCUCCGAGGACCUGGGCCCGAGGCCCACCUGCGCCCUGCAGCACCUGCGCCGCGGCCUACGCCAGCUCUUCCGCCGCCGCUCGGCUGGGGAGCUGCCGGGGGCCGCCAGUGACACCAAUGACACCGACACCUCUGCCACUACCAGGCCAGGACCGGCCCGCAAGCUGCUACCCUGGAGCCUGCGGGAGCCGCCAGCCGAAGUGGUCAAGGAGGCGGCGCUGCGCUACAGCCUGGCGGACGAGGCGGCCAUGGACAGUGGUGCACGCUGGCAGCGGGGUCGCCUGGUGCUGCGGGCCCCGGGGCCAGGCCACGGCCGCCUGCUGCAGCUCUUCGACCCGCCCAAGAGUUCAAAGCCCAAGCUCCAAGAGGCAUGCUCCAGCAUCCGGGAAGUCCGGCCAUGCACACGCCUGGAGAUGCCCGAUAACCUCUAUACUUUUGUGCUCAAGGUGCAGGACCACACAGACAUCAUCUUUGAGGUGGGAGAUGAACAGCAGCUGAACUCAUGGCUGGCAGAGCUCAGAACAAGCACAGGCCAAGGGCUGGAGCACAUGGACACAGAGUUACCCCUUUCCUUCAUGGCAGAGCCUGACCCAGCCAGCUCUCCAAGAGGAAGCACAGACUCCCUGGACCAAGGUGCUUCACCUGGGGCAGUGUUAGACCCAGCCUGCCAGAAAACAGACCACUUCCUGUCCUGCUACCCCUGGUUCCAUGGCCCUAUCUCCAGGGUAAGAGCUGCACAGCUGGUUCAGCUGCAGGGCCCUGAUGCCCACGGUGUGUUCCUGGUGCGGCAGAGUGAGUCCAGGAGAGGGGAGUAUGUGCUCACAUUCAACUUACAGGGCAGAGCCAAGCACCUCCGUCUGGUGCUCACAGAGCGUGGACAGUGCCGUGUGCAGCAUCUGCACUUUCCCUCGGUGGUGGACAUGCUCCGCCACUUCCAGCGCUCCCCCAUCCCACUUGAGUGUGGAGCAGCCUGUGAUGUCCGGCUCUCUGGCUAUGUGGUAGUCGUCUCCCAAGCACCAGGUUCCUCCAACACGGUCCUCUUCCCUUUCUCCCUUCCUCGCUGGGACUCGGAGCUGGGUCUUUCCCACCUCAACUCUGCUGGCUGUCCCCCCAGCCUUGGCGCAGAGGCUCCCCCUGGCCGAGUGACACCACCAGAGCAAAUCUUCCACUUGGUGCCUUCUCCUGAGGAACUGGCCAACAGUCUGCGCCACCUGGAACUGGAGCCUGUGAGCAGUGCCCGGGACUCAGACUAUGGGAUGGACUCCUCUUCCCGGAGCCACCUUCGGGCCAUUGACAACCAGUACACCCCCCUCUCACAGCUGUGCAGGGAUGCAAACUUGUGAAUGUAACCAUCAUCCUUUCCCCCAGAGAGCUACAGGCUGCAGUAAGCCUUCCCCAGCUCAGACGUGCCCUCCACCAGGCUGCCCUAGGCCCCCUGUCAGCCACAGCUAGAGCCUGGCCUUUCUCCCACUGUUUACAGAUGUAGUUCUUGUGCACAGGUGCCACUAGAUGGUACCCUAGGCCCAGUCCCCAACCCAGGAAUGGGGCCACAGGCCCAGAGCUGGCAGUGGAAACUGACCGUCAGAGCUGAUGACAAACUUCCUACCAGGUAGGGUCGUCGGGAAGCACAAAACACUAACAAGGCCCCGUCUCCCUCCUCCCUGUAGCUUCAGCCCCACAGGUGAUAGAUGCUUCUCAAUCCUGCUUGUACUCUUAGCAUUAGACAGAAGCUCUGCCAGAGGGACAGGCUGAAAAGUCAAAAAUUCUAAACAUCUUACCUCAGAUUGAUUUUUUUUUUUUUUUUUUUUUUAAAGGGAUUCAGGUUUCCAUAUGAAAUCACGGCUUAUCUCCCUGUACUGCCCUACUAGGACCCGUGACAUUCAAGUCUGGGCAGCUAAGCACAUCUGGUUCCCUCAGCUACUCUCAGCCAGCACAUUAGUGUCCUUGUCUGCUCCUCCUCAGGAUGGUUGCCUGCUAUACGGGGUAGCCACUGUCCUCCCUAAUGUAGAGAAUGAAGUGUGUCACCCUUUCAGGGAAAUCCAGGCAGCUUGCAGAGAGAGGAGGGUGGCAAGGGACAUUCCAUUCCCAGUGCCUUAUGCAUUAAAAAAAAAAAAAAAACAAAACAAAAACAAAAACAACAAAACAAAACAGGACUCUGGUUUACAGCAGCUUUAGAGAGGAUGGGAUGAAUAGGUGCCUGGGCCUGUGUAGUGAACCCAAAUUUAUAGCUUGCCCCUGCCCGUACCCCCACCUCAAGCAUGCAAUGGCUUAUUGAGUAUGGCUCCAUUACACUCCUGCCACAGGCGGUCACUGGUGGAAGAGUGUGCCCUGUACACAUGACUUCUCCAUCUAUCACAGGGGCUAGAGAGUGGGCUGCUCCUGAGCUCAAAGGUGCCAGUCGGUACAGACUUUUAGGUUCACAGCUGUAGCAGUAGAGAAUUACAACUUAAUUCUUAAACAUGUUCAUCAGAGGCAAACAUACUGAUACCCUUCUCAUCUGGUUAACUUCUGUACUGGGCAAGCUUGUGUGGCCCUUAGUGGACAGGGAGAGCAGCUAGCUGUGCUCAAUUGUGUUCACAGAGCAAGGCAUAUCCUACAUAGGUGCAGAUUUGUGUUCCAUCUUUAAGAAAACUAGCUUUCCUUCACUUUCCCCAAAAAGUUUGAACCAAAGAUAAAAGCAAUAUUCAGCCACUGGUCCAGACUCAUCUCAAAGCUAUGUAGUCCUGGAAAGGAGCUGAUUGGACAGUUGUAUCUCUGCCCCUACAAACUAGGGGUAUUCGUUUCUCCUGGGCUCGUCAGACACACAGCUCUAAGUAGGAGGGAGACUGGCCACACACUGUAAACCAGCACCUCCACAUGGUGCUGGGACUCACCCACUGUGGACAUACGGGAGGACGGCUUCCUUUCAAAAGGUGUAUUUUUAAGACGGCUUCCUUUCAAAAGGUGUAUUUUUAAGACAAGUUCUUCUCAUGGCUCUGAGAUAGAGAGGCAGUAAGGUGCCGCCCUUUCUUUCUGCUACAGUAGGUCCAGUUGGCUGAAGGGGAAUAGGUGGCUGUGAGGCCCCAGGCCAGAUGCCCUCAACAGUGUGAUUGCCAGGCAGCACCAUCCCCAGUCCCCAGUCGUCCUGACAGAUCACCACCGGCAGGUGAGGCCACACUAGGCACUGAGUUGGCCCUAUAGAGACUGAAAGUGUAGCUCAUCAGUCCCACACCAUUGCUUCCUUCUGACUACAACUACACACUAACAGCCACCAGCACCAAAGAAUGAAGUCAACUAACCUGCCUUGACUUUAGACCAGCAGUCCAUAUGGCUUUAUCUGGUAUAACUCUUCCUCUUGCCUUUGAUCAUUUCUGGACCGUAGGAAAAAGGAAUCGUGAUCAUUACAAUUUUGGGCCAGACAACACUAUUUUUACAUAAGUUUCUUAACCUAAAAGAAGGCUCAUCUCUUCCCUGAGGGCUCUUGUUGAAAUGUUACCUUAGUGCAAGCUGUCAUCUACUGCCUCCUAAUGAAGAUGCAUCUAACAGACAACAGAUGGGAUUUCAUCUUCUAUCAAUCAUAAAAGGCAGAAGGUAUUUUGGCAAAUCUUUGUUUUACGUACUGUAUGAGUAACUUAUUCUUGAAUAAUGCAAAUUUUGCUAUAAUGUACAAAUUGCUUUAUGUGAAUUAAAGUUUUCAGAAUUACAACCAUGUUCUCUGCAUCACCAACUCCCUCUCCACUUACCUUCCCCUUAUAGCAAACUUCUGUUCUUCUGGUUUUCCUGUUCUCUGGAUCCCCUCCCAGCUCUCCUAGGGAAGGAACCAGGGCUCUAUGCUACUAACAAGCACUCAGCUACUAAGGACAAACCUUCAGACUGGUAAAGAAGUUAUCUCCUGCCCCCUGCUGGUAACACAGGCUGAACUGGGAUAUCACAUUAAGUCUGGAGACAGGGGGAAGAAAAAGGAGCUUGCAGAUACAGACUUUUGAUGGCCCCCACCUCUCUGGCCAGCCUUCCUCCUGGUGAAGCCAACUGCUAAUCCACCCAAGAGGGAAUCUCAGUCUUGACUUUAGAUAUCUUGAGCCAGAACUGAAGGUGAAAAAGAAAAGUCAUUGGUUAGCACCUCCUCCAGUAGGAGACUGGAGCAGUACACCCAGCCUGCCUGCCUAGGGUCUGCACCCCACAGCAGCAGGAGUCGCCACAAACACACACUGCUGGGUAUCAGUUUUUAAAACUUUUUUUAUUUUUUAAUUUUUUUUUAGUUUUUAUUUUAUAUUAUCUACAAAGUAAAAGUUUUCCCUUAACUUAAAAGUUGAACCACUGUAGACAGUGAUUGCCUCAUCAAACUUGAUUUAUAAAUAAUAAUCCGUCAGUUUGGCGGUAAGAAUUUACUGAACUUCUGUCAAGUUUAGUAAAAGGGCGUUCCAAGUCUUGAUUUUUUUUUUUUUUUUAAAGCGGUAAUAGCAGCAAGAAUCACUCUUGUUACUUCUUUUGCUAGCUGAUGCAUUCAUGACUCUCAAGGGCCAUUAAAAAAUAAAUAACUUCCAGUUUCAGCAAGCAGAGCUGGGUACUUGCGGGACCCUGCGAACAGCACAUGGAAUUAUGGAACAGCCACAAGUCCCUACAUGCCUCUACUCGGUCCAAACAUCCUCCACUGCAAGUGAACUGUUAGCAUUCCUAUCGGAUGUUAAAUCAGUGUUGUAUCUUUGUAAAAAACAAAA